GUAUCAACACCAUGGCUUAAGAUUCUAACAUCUGGCCCAAUGUGGUUGACUGUCGCUGUCAGUUGGGCAUGUUUGUGGGGCAUGUUCACCCUACUGACCCAAGCUCCUACGUAUUUCCAGGUUGUUCACGGAUGGGGCAUUCGGACGAAUGGUCUUCUGUCAGGUAUUCCACAUAUUUGUAGGACAGCAUUAGGAAUUGGUUUGUCCUACGUUUGUGAUGUGAUGCUAGAAAGAGGCGUAUGGUCCCGUACAACAGUGCGAAAAAUUUCUUCAUGUGUGUGCUCUUUGGUUCAAGGAAUAUUUUUAAUAGGUUUAGCUUUCUCAGGCUGCAAUUCUAUUUUAGCGAUAAUCUGUCUUACUGUCGCGUUGGCCACCACAGGGGCUGAGUCCCCAGGUCCAUUAGCCGCAUAUGUGGACCUGAGCCCUAAUCAUGCUGGUAUUGUAUUUGGAAUUUCCAAUAUGGUGACGGUGGCUCCUGGCUUUUUAUCUCCUUUCAUUGUUGGUUAUUUGACAUUUGAAAACCAAACAGCCGGUCAGUGGCAAAUUGUAUUUUUGAUAGCGGCAGCUAUGACGGUUAUACCAGGUCUUGUGCAUCUUUUCAUUGGAACGGCAGACACCCAGUCUUGGAACUACAGUGAAGAUGACAAAAAUGAGGAAAUGGAUCACCUGAAGCAAGAGUCUUUAGAAAAUAAAAGAUGA
This is a messenger RNA of Gryllus bimaculatus (two-spotted cricket), 699 nucleotides long. The record is from the annotation of a GenBank genome assembly. NCBI's taxonomy places the organism in Eukaryota, Metazoa, Arthropoda, Insecta, Orthoptera, Gryllidae.